AUGGCGUCCGAAGUUUUCAGGCAACACUUUGGCAACUAUAAUUGUAUAUUACUGUUAUCAGAUCAUCCAGAUUCCGCUCUUGAUGCCAUUCCUUCUGGGGCCACGACUGUGCGCAUUUCACUGGCCACCACCAACGGUUCAGUUGAGCGGCUCCUGGUGUCCGCCCUGGACGCGGACUGCCAGGGGGUCGUGAUUCGCUGCGGCGAUGCCGUCACGGCUGUGGACUCCUUUCUCAAGGCGUCCAAACUGGCCAUCCGGAGGGGAAAACGCCGCUUACUGGUGCUGCCGAACAGGCGAACUUCCUCCACUAACGUAUCUGAAAUUUUCUAUCUCCACGGUAUUGGGAAUAUCCCCGACAUCCUUGUUGCAAGGCUUGUGGACGAAGCUGACAGCUUCGAGCUGGUGACCCUGAACUUCACAGGAGAAGAGACGUGGCGAGACGAGGUGGUGGUGGCGCGGUGGCGGCCGGGAAGUGGAUUUGAGCCGCCGUCAGCAGACCUCUUCGCCGACAGGACUGCAAACCUGCAGGGCCGACAGAUGGUUUUCGCAACAAUCAAUUACCCUCCGUACGUCGUACUCAAGACAGGUUCCCUCCCCGCGGAUGGCACCGAAACUCGCAUCCUAAUUGAGUUCACCAAAAAGAAGAAUGCGACGUGGCGCGUGGUGGACUGCGAGGAGGACAAGUGGGGCGCGAUCUGGCCGAACGGCUCCGGGAACGGCCUGCUGGGAGCCGUGGCGAUGGACGAGGCGGACGCGGGGUACGCGGCGGUGUACCACUGGUACCCCGAGUACCACUUCGUGGAGUACACGCGGCCCUACGUGCGCGCCGGCCUCACGUGCAUGGCGCCGCGCCCGCUGCUGCAGCCCGGCUGGCAGGUGCCCGUGCUGCCCUUCUCGCCCCUCCUCUGGGCGGCCGUCUGGGCCUCCGUCAUACUCGCCACCGUCGCCCUCUACUCAGCCAGGAUGGUCUCCAGCUGGCUGCUUGAGGAUGGCCGGGCAGUCGGGCGAUACGCCACGGUGGAAGACUGCUUCUUCCGUUCUUUGGGCCUGCUGGUGCUGCAGACGCCGGACGUGGAGCGGCGCCACACACGUGUCGUGGGCCCCACGCGCCACGUGCUGUCCUGGCUGCUGAUCGCCUACCUGCUCGUCACCGCCAGCUACGGCAGCGGACUCUCCUCCGUGCUCACCAUACCUCGAUACGAGCCACCAAUCGACAGCGUCGUCGACUUGCGUGACAGUGGUUUGGAAUGGGCUGAAACGCACAUAGCGUUUCUAAACUCGCUGAGAGGUCGUACUGAGCAGGUGUAUUUGGACCUCAUCAACCAAUACCGGGUGCUUACAGUGGAUAUUCUGAAGUCCAGGACCACCACACGUGAUUUGGCAUUCAUUAUCGAGAGACUUCCUGGAGGUUAUUUUACCAUUGGUGACUACAUCGACGAGGAGGCUGCAAGCAGAUACCUACGCCCAAUGCGCGAGGAUAUUUACUGGGAAUACGUGGUUCUCGCAGUGCCAAAGGGCUGGCCGUACAUACAGCAACUAGAUGAACUCAUCGACAGAUUGUUCGAAGCAGGAAUCAUGCACGCAUGGGAAGGACAGGUCAGUGUUCUGAUCCGUUUGCUGACACCUUACUGUUAA
This is a messenger RNA of Schistocerca serialis cubense, 1635 nucleotides long. RefSeq names its product glutamate receptor ionotropic, kainate 2-like. Bases 1 to 1635 code for a protein of 544 amino acids. Gene Ontology annotation, cellular component: membrane. Gene Ontology annotation, molecular function: ligand-gated monoatomic ion channel activity. The record is from RefSeq and is a predicted model, not a curated record. The transcript has 6 exons. Lineage: Eukaryota; Metazoa; Arthropoda; Insecta; Orthoptera; Acrididae.